CAGCGCGACAGUGGACCAUAGCCGAUUAGACGGCGGUGGCUGAUUGGCUUAAAGUUAGCGGGGGAAGGAGUACAAGCAGAAAAGUCAAUGAAAACUGUUGCCAUCAAUAUGAAAAUGAAGUAAAAAAACAAAGAACCCAAAUAAAAAAAAAGAGCCGCCUUUUCUAAUUUCUUUGCUGCUUUUUGCCGAAAAAAUUUUUCAUUACUAUUAUUCUUCAAUUCUCUGUAACCAAUUCUCAGAAAAAGAAAGACUGAAUUUUUUAGAGAUGUAUGGUUUGCAGCCUCCUCCACCAGAUUUGGCCAGUGAAGCUAACCAUGGAGACGGUUUCAUUAGAACUUAUAAAGCUUGGGAGGGCAGCAAUGUAUUUGUUUUGGGGGGAAGGCUUAUAUUUGGACCUGAUGUGAGAUCCCUUUUCUUCACCAUCUUCUUAAUUGCUGCUCCUGUUGCUGUCUUCUGUGUCUUUGUGGCAAGAAAGUUGAUGGAUGACUUUCCUCAUCACUUGGGGCUAUCCAUAAUGGCUGUUGUUGUGGCUCUCACUUUAUGUGAUAUAAUUCUUCUUCUAAUAACCUCAGGAAGAGAUCCUGGUAUAAUUCCACGAAACUCUCACCCUCCUGAACCUGAAGGUUAUGAAGGAAUUGCUGAAGUUCUGCCUGGCCAAACUCCACCAUCACGUUUUCCGCGUGGAAAGGACAUUGUUAUCAAUGGUAUAAGUGUGAAGAUCAAGUACUGUGAUACUUGUAAGCUGUAUAGACCUCCCCGAUGUUCUCACUGUUCGAUAUGCAAUAAUUGCGUGGACAGAUUUGACCAUCACUGCCCUUGGGUUGGUCAGUGUAUUGGACUGCGGAAUUACAGGUUCUUCUUCAUGUUUGUCUUCUUUGCAACUCUUCUUUGCUUAUAUGUGCAUGGAUUUUGCUGGGUGUAUAUCAGGAGGAUCAUGGAUGGCGAGAAGACAACAAUCUGGAAAGCAAUGACUAAAACUCCUGCCUCCAUUGUGCUAAUAAUCUACACCUUCAUUUCAGUCUGGUUUGUUGGUGGACUAACUGUCUUCCAUUUGUAUCUAAUCAGUACAAACCAGUCUACGUAUGAAAACUUUAGAUACCGCUACGAUCGUAAUGAGAAUCCAUACAACAAAGGAGUCAUUGAGAACUUCAUGGAGAUAUUCUGCACCAGCAUCCCUCCAUCCAAGACAAGUUUCAGGGCGAAGAUUCCAAAGGAACCUGCUAUUCCACCUAGAACAUUGAAUGGAGGUUUCAUCAGUCCAAACAAGGGGAAAGCCAUUGGUGACAUAGAAAUGGGAAGGAAGCCAGUUUGGGAUGAGGCUUUAGGAGAGAGAGGCGAUUACGAAGGACAAAUCAGCAGUGAAAGCAUGGACAAGGACAGCGGAUUGCCCAACGUGUCUCCUGAUUUAAGUAGGAUCCUUCCCCCAGAGAACACGGAGGGGCGUGGUGUCAUGCAUCAUCCUAGGCGUUCUAGUUGGGGAAGAAAUAGUGAAAGAUGGGAAAUAUCACCUGAGAUUCUUCCUUUAUCCAAAGUUGGAGAAUCAAAGAGGAUGAACAGUAGGAGCAUUGCUGAAUCUACAAACGAGAAUCAACAAUUUGAAACAAAAUUCUGACCUGUAAAUUAAACAGGAGAAAAAUAUUAUAAAAGUCUUUUUUUUUUCCUUUUUUGUCUCUAGAAGAAGAUGAAAAUGAAAAGAAGAGGAGAAAAAGCGGUGUGGAUUUGGGUUGGUGUUGAUUGGAAACUAAUGCUCUUAGGUUGUUAAUUUUUCACAUGCAAAACUGUGUUGUAGUGUCAUUGGUUUGGUUCAUACGAAUUUUUGGGGCUGUUUUAUUCGUCCCCAAGAGAAAAGAAUAAUCUCUCCAUGAGUUUUCCUUUUUCCCCCAUUUUUCUUCUCUCCUUAGAGCUUGCAAUAUUCAGCCUUGGCUUGUUGCUUUCUUCUGGCUGUCUGAUUUUCUAGUGGUUUUAAGUCAUUCCUGAGUGUGUACCUUGCACAAACUGAGGCUUUAAUUAAUGAUCGUUACUAAAGGUGCAAUCAAUUGACAAAGAAACAUGCUUCGCUCGCGUUAGAAAGUGACAAUGGUGAUGGUGAUUCAUGAUAUCCCUUCAAAGCAUCAAUAAAAAGGUGCUUAAAUUGGUGUUACUCGUGGAUUUUCAUGUAAGCACAAUGGUGGUGCCAGGAUGGGGAUUCCUUUAAACAACCGAAUGUGCCAUUGGAGCUUACUAUUGACUAAUUUUCUCCAUAUACCCUAGUGUUAUAGGUACCCUGGCAUGUAAAACUAGAAAUAAUGGCACAAUAAAAUGCUUGCAAGAUUGUUAGUCACCAUUAAUAACUGUGUGCCUCCAACUUC
Molecule: messenger RNA, 2348 nt
Organism: Durio zibethinus
Lineage: Eukaryota; Viridiplantae; Streptophyta; Magnoliopsida; Malvales; Malvaceae
Source: RefSeq, a predicted model, not a curated record